This is a messenger RNA of Ornithodoros turicata, 1072 nucleotides long. Its product is annotated as glutathione S-transferase 1-like. The record is from RefSeq and is a predicted model, not a curated record. Gene Ontology annotation, molecular function: glutathione transferase activity. The transcript is spliced from 6 exons. The coding region runs from base 105 to 839 and encodes 244 amino acids. Gene Ontology annotation, biological process: glutathione metabolic process. Lineage: Eukaryota; Metazoa; Arthropoda; Arachnida; Ixodida; Argasidae.
CGCGCUCUAACGUCACUUUCCCUGCGCGCGCCGCAUUUGUGAAGCAGAUUGGGGCGCGUCAAAUGGUCGGCAGUAUUAAAACGUAUUCACGACAUACGUAAUUUAUGAUCCUCUUCCGUUGUUGCGGUUUCAAAUCGGGACAAGUUCGGCGACGCCCGAAAACCCCGAUCGUUCUGUACCACGCGGAACUCAGCGCUCCUUGCCGCGCAGUACGAAUGGUUAUGAAACUGCUCAGUUUACCCGUCGAGCUCAAGACCUUAGAUAUAAUUGCGGGUGACCAUUUAAAAGCGGAGUACGUCCAGAUGAAUCCGCAGCAUACCGUUCCGACGCUCGUCGACGAAGGAUUUGUGCUUUACGAAAGUCGAGCGAUCAUGACAUACCUGGUGGACAAGUACGCGCCGGAUCACGAUUUGUACCCUCAGGACUUGCAGAAGCGGGCCGUUAUUAACAGACUGCUGUUUUUCGAUGUCGGCACGCUGUAUCCGGCAGCUGCGGACUACUUUAUGGUACAAGCUGGGCUGCAAGAUGCUAUGGAUGCUGAUACGCCAUUCAGGCGGCGGAGCCCCAGGUACGCUCAACAGCACAAGAAUAAGGUCAAGUCAGCCCUCGAAUUCCUCUACGUGUCCCUUGGUGAAAAGCUCUUCCUCACUGGCAACGAGAUCACCGUGGCAGACAUUUCCAUCGUGUCGUCACUUUCACUUCUAGACGUUGUGAACUACGAUCACAGUGAAUUUCCGAGUGUGGGGGCAUAUUACGAGAAGCUAAAAGCAAGCCUGCUGUGCUACGAUGAAGUCAACAGCGAGGGAAUUCGACAAUUUAGAACUAUUGCUAACAUAUAGUAUUGCUUGAAGUAUUAACGGCAAUUGCAGAUAUGCAGUGGCUGAGUCAUUGAUCAAAAUAGUGAACUUUUACUUCAUCUAGUUUGGUCCUCUGAAUUUUACAAUAGAAUGUGCGUAAUGCUUGUUUACAAAGCAGUAGAAAUCAGAAGUGUGCGACGACAGCAGUUACGUACAUGAAAAGCAUUGUACAAAAAUCUAAAUAAAACUAACCUAGAACCUAUGAAGUGCCAAAC